Uloborus diversus is the source of this 588-nucleotide messenger RNA. RefSeq names its product gastrula zinc finger protein XlCGF67.1-like. Gene Ontology annotation, cellular component: nucleus. The transcript is spliced from 3 exons. NCBI's taxonomy places the organism in Eukaryota, Metazoa, Arthropoda, Arachnida, Araneae, Uloboridae. The annotation marks the transcript as partial. The record is from RefSeq and is a predicted model, not a curated record.
AUGUACAGGAUAUCAUUGGCAAUGCACACGAAAACUGGUUUACAGAUGAUUCCAAGACUGCAUCCGGAACUGGAAAGCUUGCUACUGUCUGAAACUUUAGCCAUAUUGGCUUGUGUAAAUAACUGCCUAGAUCGAGGCAUAAGCGGGAAGGUUAUCAGAAUCAUCUCUGAUAGCCAAGCUGUGUUGAAAGCUCUCAAUCGUAACUGUUUCACUUCCAAAACAGUUUGGGAGUGCCAUAAUGCACUGUGUGAAAUUUGUAAAAAGUCAUUUGUUCAGAUUGGACAUUUAAAGAGCCAUUUAAGGACACAUACAAAAGAAAAACCGUAUUCUUGUGAAAUUUGUAACAAGUCAUUUACUCAGAGCGGAAGUUUGAGGAAGCAUUUGGAGACACAUACUACAGAAAAGCCACAUUCUUGUGAUAUUUGUAAAAAGUCAUUCUCUGCUAGUGGAAACUUAAAUAGCCAUUUAAGGAUACAUACGAAAGAAAAACCAUAUAGUUGUGAAAUUUGCAAAAUGUCAUUUUCUGAGAGUGGAAAACUAAAAAGGCAUUUGGGGACACAUACUAAAGAAAAGCCAUAUUUUUGUGAA